Molecule: messenger RNA, 4848 nt
Organism: Canis lupus familiaris (dog)
Lineage: Eukaryota; Metazoa; Chordata; Mammalia; Carnivora; Canidae
Gene: ZBTB5
Product: zinc finger and BTB domain containing 5
Exons: 4
Coding region: 230-2380 (716 amino acids)
Biological process (GO): regulation of transcription by RNA polymerase II
Cellular component (GO): nucleus
Molecular function (GO): DNA-binding transcription factor activity, RNA polymerase II-specific; protein binding; RNA polymerase II cis-regulatory region sequence-specific DNA binding
Source: RefSeq, a predicted model, not a curated record
GCGGGGUGGGCGGAAGAGGGAGGAAAUCCCAUCGCGGAGACGCCGGCCUGGACGUUCCCGCCUCCUCCGAUACUGUCAGGUCGGAUCGGAGAAGGGUCACCGCCUCCUCCAGCGAGCAGGGGGGCGGAGCCCGGCUCAGGCUUCGUGUUAUAGGAGCUUUGGGGGAUGCAGUGGUUAAGGACGGCCGUUCCCCCUCCUCCCGUUGUUUGGAGGACAGAUUUGUACGGGAAUGCUAACAUUGAAUCAAGGGGGCUUGAAGAUAAUUCACAAGGGAUGCCGCCUGCCUAGUCCUCUUCUGGAGAACUUGCUUUUUUCCUUUGCUGAAAUCUUCCGAUUUCCCAGGAUCAUGGAUUUCCCUGGACACUUUGAACAGAUCUUCCAGCAGCUGAACUACCAGAGACUUCACGGGCAGCUCUGUGAUUGUGUCAUCGUAGUGGGGAACAGACAUUUUAAAGCCCACCGCUCUGUACUAGCAGCAUGCAGCACGCAUUUCCGAGCCCUGUUCUCAGUGGCAGAGGGAGAUCAGACCAUGAACAUGAUCCAGUUGGAUAGCGAGGUGGUGACAGCGGAGGCCUUUGCUGCACUGAUUGACAUGAUGUACACCUCCACCCUCAUGCUGGGGGAGAGCAAUGUUAUGGAUGUCUUAUUGGCAGCCUCUCACCUGCAUUUGAACUCUGUUGUUAAAGCUUGUAAACAUUACUUAACGACAAGGACGCUGCCCAUGUCACCCCCCAGUGAGCGCGUCCAGGAGCAGAGUGCCCGCAUGCAGCGCUCCUUUAUGCUGCAGCAGCUGGGGCUGAGCAUCGUGAGCUCAGCCCUCAAUGCCAGCCAGAGUGGCGAGGAGCAGCCGGCCCCCAUGAGUUCUUCGAUGCGCAGUACCCUGGACCAGCGGACACCCUUCCCCAUGAGACGCCUUCAUAAGCGCAAGCAGUCUGCGGAGGAGCGGGCCAGACAGCGCCUCCGACCCACCAUGGACGAGUCUGCCAUUGCUGAUGUCACGCCAGAGAACGGGCCGUCAGGAGUUCAUUCUCGGGAGGAGUUCUUUUCACCCGAUUCCCUGAAAAUUGUGGAUAACCCUAAGGGUGACGGAAUGACCGACAACCAGGAAGACAGUGCCAUCAUGUUUGACCAGUCUUUUGGUGCUCAAGAAGAUGCCCAGGUGCCCAGCCAGUCCGACAAUACUGCGGGCAACAUGGCCCAGUUGUCCAUGGCCUCCCGUGCAACUCAGGUUGAGACUAGUUUUGAGCAGGAAGCUGCAACUGAGAAAAGUGGUUUUCAGUGUGAAAAUUCCGAUGUUGGCCUUGGUGAGAAGGAACACAUGAGAGUGGUGGUUAAAUCUGAGCCUCUGAGCUCUCCUGAGCCUCAGGAUGAAGUGAGUGAUGUGACCUCGCAAGCAGAAGGCAGCGAAUCUGUGGAAGUGGAAGGGGUUGUGGUCAGUGCCGAGAAGAUAGACCUCAGCCCUGAAAGCAGUGAUCGGAGUUUUUCAGAUCCCCAGUCUAGCACUGAUAGGGUCGGUGACAUCCAUAUUUUGGAAGUCACAAACAACCUAGAACAUAAAUCCACUUUUAGCAUUUCAAAUUUUCUUAACAAGAGCAGAGGAAGUAACUUUAGUGCAAAUCAGAACAAUGAUGAUAAUAUCCCAAACACUACUAGUGACUGUAGGCUGGAGGGCGAGGCCCCGUAUUUGUUGAGUCCAGAGGCUGGGCCUGCGGGCGGGCCCUCCUCGGCCCCCGGCUCUCACGUGGAGAACCCGUUCAGUGAGCCAGCAGACUCCCAUUUUGUCAGGCCUAUGCAGGAAGUGAUGGGCCUGCCAUGUGUGCAAACGUCAGGCUACCAAGGAGGAGAGCAGUUUGGGAUGGACUUCUCCAGGUCUGGUUUGGGCCUCCACUCCUCCUUUUCCAGGGUAAUGAUGGGCUCCCCGAGAGGAGGAGCCAGUAACUUCCCAUACUACCGACGCAUAGCUCCCAAAAUGCCGGUUGUAACUUCUGUCAGGAGCUCUCAGAUCCCAGAAAACUCUGCCAGUUCCCAGCUAAUGAUGAAUGCGGCCACAUCCUCAUUCGAAAAUGGCCAUCCUUCGCAGCCUGGCCCUCCGCAGUUGACCAGGGCGUCUGCUGACGUCCUGUCUAAGUGCAAGAAGGCCUUGUCGGAGCACAACGUCUUGGUGGUAGAGGGGGCUCGCAAGUACGCCUGCAAAAUCUGCUGCAAGACUUUUCUGACCCUGACAGAUUGCAAGAAGCACAUCCGUGUUCACACAGGUGAAAAACCCUAUGCCUGCCUCAAGUGUGGCAAGAGGUUCAGUCAGUCCAGCCACCUGUAUAAACAUUCAAAGACUACCUGCCUGCGCUGGCAGAGCAGCAAUCUUCCCAGCACUUUGCUCUAACCCCGACCUCUCGAGAUUGCGCCGAAGCCAGUUGUUGGACCGAAGCGAACAUCUCUUCUGGUUGGAGGUUAAUGCCAUUGGGCUUGAGGCUUUGGGCCCCCCCAGUGGCGCGUGCAAAUUCCAGUGACUAGUAAGUGGAGAAUUAAUAGGUGUAGCACUUGUGCUGCUGCUGCGUUUCUGAGUGAAAUGCACACUUUUAGAGAGGGAUGCAGUCCCCGAAACCCAGUUCUUCCUUAGGGUUGAGUAAUACAGUCAGAAAGUAGUUUGUAAUUGAUGGUGUUAAAAGUGGCACAUUUAAAAAUUAAAAAUUGAAGUGCAAAAAAAUUUUUUUAGCAAUUUUUGUAAAACUCUGUGAAGCAUUUAAUUAAAUUUCCUAUAUCCUCUGAAGGGAAUAUUAUAUACUUGUACAGUGAUGCAAAACGCACUUAUGUGUAACCAGUGGCGAUCUUGUGCCUGUCUGCAAGGAAGGCCCUUGAGGACAUGCCUGCCCGCCACAAAUGCUUUAAAGUGUAUCAUGAGCUAGUCCUAGGCCUCAGAAAGUACUGUAUUUUUCAUUUUUGUCUCAACUGCAGUCACAGACGCUGCACUUUGAUGGUGCUGACACUGGGUCCAGAGCAAGCAUUCUCCGGACUGUUAGGUGUACAUACUUUUGAAAACAUCACUGCUGGAUAGAUGUUUUAACAGUUUUUCCUGGUUUUAAAAACAAAGUUGUAAAUGGAGUAUGUACUGUAGGGAGUGGCAAGUAAGGUAUUGUUUCUGUUUGUGCUGUUUUAGCAGUAUUUUAACCUACUUGUAUUACAUAUGUUACAGUUCCAUGUUUGGAAGUCAGAAAAGAGCUAGUGUGUGUCUUUGUUCUAAUGAUGUGGAGUCCUGUUUUGUGGGAUCUUUCAUGGUGCAUCCAUCCAGGCUUUGGGGGUCAGUCCUGCCUGACGCAUUUCACCCGGUCACAAGCCUGUUCUCUGCUUUGCUUCUCCGCACUCUCCUGCCCCGCCUGGCAUCUUUUCCAGGACUGCAUUUCUGUUUUUGUUGCAAACUAACCAAAAAUAAUGUUAACCCCUCUCCACCAUGGGUUUAUCCCUUUUAUAUACUAUAGUUUUAAAUUCUAGACCAUGAACUUUUACCGUUGUGGCUCCAACCCAAGACUGAACGUUUUAAAUUGUUUAGAAUCCAAACGUAGUAGCGGUGUUCCCAGAUAAAUAUUUUCCAGACUUUAUAAGAGAGCUGGGCAGCCUAGAGCAUGGAAGUCACCAAGUAGCACCUGAGACCAUUAGAGGAGACCGUUGGGCCACUGUCUGGGGUCUCGGUCUCUGUGGGUGCCGCCGCCCCCCCCCCCCCCCCCCCCGCCUCUCCAGCCCCACCUGCACCUCAGGGCUGUUGGUGGCACCUGCACUAGGCUGAGCCCUGGCUAGUGUGCAUCCAGGGGGACAGGUUUCUGUGGAGCUCAUGAAGUGAGUUUAAUUCAUGCAUGCGCAUGAGUUCAUUUUUUAUACAGCUCCUUCAGGGACAUCAAACUGUUGUGCAUAAUCGAAAGAAGCCCUUCAGGUCUUACUUGGAACUGUUUAGAGAGCUAAGUACGUGUAGCCUAAAACAAUCGGCAUGUGUUUUCUUCCCUUUAUCUAGUGUGUCCAGUUACAUAUCUGUCUGUGGAUAAACUCACAUUGUUCGUAGUCAGGCUUAGCAUCUCCUAUGAACUGAUUCCCAGGGAGAAAGCCAAAAAAGGAAACUUCUGUGACUCCUCUCCUUUUCCACAGAUGUGGGAAAGAGACCGUUGGAGGAUGUGGGGUCACGUGUGAAAUUCAGUUGUGUGUGCGGCUGUUGUUAGCAGUCACAUUCUGCCGGGCUGUGAGGGGGCUCUCCUGUGCCCCUCUCCUUGAUGCGGGGACCAGUGUCUUGUGAGGAGAUUAACCUUGGGAGGCAGGUGGGUCAAGGUGGAGCAUAGGACAGGGCCUGCCUGGGCCCGGGGACGGGGAGCAGCGGCAAUGGGGAGAGCAGUGGUAGCUCUCCUUCCCUUCCAUCUUGGGAGGAGGUGCCCGGAGGCUGGGCCCUCACCUCAGCUCGGGCAUUAAGUGGACUUUGCGUUAGGGCCUCUCUCUGAUAUAGGGGCUGGACCCUGCCUCUCCACUGCUAGAUAGAAUCUGGACUCUCUCAUCUACCUCUUAGGCAAUCGGUUUCUAUAUGCGAGAAGCAAGCUUUUGGGCCAGUGUCCUCAUACAUACUAUAGAACUUAAAAAUAACUCAGAGGUUCCCUGUACAACCAGUCUCAGGGGUCCUAUGAGCCGUAGUUUCUACCUGAAUUACAACUGGUUUGGGGUACCUGAAUUUUGAUUGGUUAGCCUUAAUUAUAGCCUGGCAUAAUCAUUUCUGGUGAUCAAAUUGCAAAGUUCUAUCAGGGCACCUAUGUCAGUGGUGCUAUGCUGGUCAAAAUUUGAGAUUUUGAAAUAAAAAAUUUGACACAUACAUGCCUCUAA